Molecule: messenger RNA, 714 nt
Organism: Penicillium canescens
Lineage: Eukaryota; Fungi; Ascomycota; Eurotiomycetes; Eurotiales; Aspergillaceae
Product: C40 family peptidase
Exons: 2
Coding region: 1-714 (237 amino acids)
Source: RefSeq, a predicted model, not a curated record
AUGCAUUUCAUCUCCCUCCUCGCCGUCACUUUUGUGGCCGCUAUCCCAGCAGUCAGUGCUUACCCCAUCACCGGCGACACCGUCAACUGCCGUUCUGGUCCCGGAACAAGCCACUCUAUCGUCAAAACCUACAAAAAGGGCGAUGAAAUCUCAGUCACUUGCCAAGCUACCGGCACCGAUGUCAAAGGCGACGAGCUCUGGGACAAGACAACCGACAAUUGCUAUGUAGCCGACUACUACGUCAAAACCGGUAGCUCAAGCUACGUAACCAAGAAAUGCGGUAGCAGUGGCGGCGGCAGCAGCGGCACCGGUACGGGCAAAGCCAUCGUCGCCGCAGCCGAGAAAGAAAAAGGUCUGCCUUACAAAUGGGGCGGCGGUGGCUGCAACGGUCCAACUGGCGGUGGCUUCGACUGCUCUGGAUUGACGCAGUAUGCUCUCUGUCAAGCAUUGGACAAGAAGAUUCCCCGUGUGGCUCAGGAUCAAUAUAACACCAGUAUGGGCAAGCGGUAUCCUCGCUCGGAAGCCAAAGAGGGUGAUUUGCUAUUCUGGGCUACUGGCGGUGAUUGCAAGAAUGGUGUGUCCCAUGUUGGGAUCUUUAUCAAAGAUGGAUUGAUGAUCAAUGCUGCUCAUACUGGAACACCGGUUCGUGAGCAGGCUAUCUGGACUUCUUAUGGUGGGGAGAGUAUCUGUCCUUAUGUUAUGAGAUUCGUCUGA